Molecule: messenger RNA, 1128 nt
Organism: Cyphomyrmex costatus
Lineage: Eukaryota; Metazoa; Arthropoda; Insecta; Hymenoptera; Formicidae
Gene: Had1
Product: beta Hydroxy acid dehydrogenase 1
Exons: 6
Coding region: 36-980 (314 amino acids)
Biological process (GO): fatty acid metabolic process
Molecular function (GO): NAD+ binding; L-gulonate 3-dehydrogenase activity
Source: RefSeq, a predicted model, not a curated record
UUCCUUGCAGACAUCUGAUCGAUUCACACAUAACAAUGUCAACUAAAAAUGAAAAAAUUGGGAUUAUUGGAAGCGGAUUAAUUGGACGUAGCUGGGCGAUGCUUUUUGCCGGCGUAGGAUACCAAGUGACUAUCUAUGACAUUGUUCCGGAUCAAAUUAAGAACGCAUUGGAGGAUAUCUGUCAGCAAUUGAAACGUCUUGAAACUAGCGGUCUUCUCCGUGGUACACUGACAGCGGAUCAGCAAUUUAAUUUGAUAAAGGGAUCAUUGGAUUUAGCGGAGACUGUGAAAGGAGCAAAACUAAUCCAAGAAUGCGUGCCAGAAAAUCUCUCGUUGAAGUCGAAAAUUUACAACGAUCUUGAUAAAGUCGUUGAUAACGAAGUAAUUUUGUCAUCUUCGACGUCCACGUUCCGUCCGUCUCUUUUCAGCGAAAAGCUAAAACACCGUGAACAAAUUAUCGUCUCCCACCCUGUAAAUCCUCCUUAUUAUGUGCCACUCGUUGAAAUCGUGCCAGCCCCAUGGACACGUUCUGAUAUUCCUGAGAAAACAAGAGCCAUCAUGACAGAAAUUGGUCAGAAACCAGUUGUUUUGAACAAGGAAAUUGAUGGUUUUGCACUCAACAGAAUCCAAUAUGCAAUAUUAAAUGAAGCCUGGAGAUUGGUGGCUGAUGGAGUGUUAAAUGUAAAAGACAUCGAUAUAGUUAUGAGCGAAGGUCUUGGAAUGCGUUACGCUUUUAUUGGUAUGUUCGAAGCCGCGCAUUUGAAUGCCGAAGGAAUGAAGAAGUAUUGCGAAACGUAUAAUAAAUCGAUUUACGAUACGAGCAUGACUUUCGGACCAACCCCCAAAUUCGUCGGUGAGAUGGCAGAGAAGAUCAGCAAUGAAUUGAACGAGAUAUGUCCGCUCGAUAAAUUGCAAGAGCGACGCGCAUGGCGAGAUACUGCCUUGACGAAGUUGUCUAUGCUUAAGAAAGAGUUGGAGUAGAAAAAACAAUAAAAAUUUAUGUAUUGUACAUAUCCAAUUGAUGUGCCAACACCGAAACCAUUCAUAAAACAGAUAUGUUCACAAGGCCUCUGCAGGCAAGGUUGGGAACAUUACUUCAUAAAAAUAACGUUAUAGUUACCUAAGAAAC